AUGUCGACAAAUGGUCAAACCGCUCACACUGGAUCUAAUGGCAAGAUCAAGACGUCUCCCCCGGACGCCGACAGCGGCAGGGUGCCAAUCUUCACACGCAUGCUGGACAAGACAAAGCACUUGUGGACCAAGUCUGGCAUCACCUGGCCACUAUACAAGUCCAUGUUCAAGGGAGCGCUGGCGCCGACAAUCGCAGUGGCGGCCUUCCAGGCCAAUGCUUAUGCACAAGAGUUCUCCACUCUGGGCUACCUUAUCGGCAUCAUGACCAUCUUGUCUCUAGUCAUACAGCCGCGAGCGAAGUUCUUGCAGACCAUGCUUAUCCAGCUACUGCUCACCUGCUUGGUCUGCGCUGUGACGGUGCUAGCUUUCUUUUGCUGCGUGCAGGCUAGGAUGGGCUCUGAGGGAACUGUAGGCCCCGGAGCAGGCGGGUCGGGAACGAGUGGGCUUGCCUCGAACGGAGCUGCCACAGCACAGUACAGUUCUUCUGCUUCUGCAGUAGCCGGCGUUUGGCUGUUCACGCAAAUCUUCUUCAUCAGUGUGCUGAGGGCGAGAAUGCCACAGUAUACCGUUCCUUCAAUCAUGGCAGCGGUCUUUGUCAAUGUUGCGAUGACCUACGCUCCGCAGUUCAGCACCAUGACGCAAGCCGAGCAAUUUGCACUCCGUUUGCUUGAGGCUUACCUCACCGGGUUUGGCAUUGCAGCUGGCACUUCUCUACUGGUAUUUCCGUUGACAAGCCGCCAUUUGGUAUUCGCCGACAUGCGCGCCUCCAUCGCAGGCUUCCGCGGUGCGCUCGGGGCCAACCUGGACUACUUGAAGAGUCUCGAGGACACAGAUAUGUUCGCUGCGCAACGUACGCGGACCGACGGUGUCAAACCUGCUCGCAGCCCGGAAGCUGAAGCUUUGAUUGCGAAGGUCCAAGCCUUGGGACCAACCAAUGCCAAAUUUGCCAUAGAUCUACCGUUCGCAAAGCGAGAGGUGGCGAUUGGCAAGCUUGGCCCUGACGACCUACAAGAACUUUACCGGCGGGUUCGUGAAUGCACGAUACCUCUUGUGGGCCUCAGCUGUAUGAGCGAUAUCUUCGAGAGGACUUCUGAAGAGAGAGGCUGGGAUCGAUCUGUCUCAUUCGCCACUGCGACCUUCGAAGACGCCACCAACGCCGCAGAACGUGCCAGAAUCGAGAACAUCAACCAAUGGCAUGAAUUGAUCAAGCUGCUCAAAGAGCCCUUCACCAGCAUCACCGAAGCUAUUGGCGAAGGGUUUGAGCAUUGCAGCCGGACACUCCAAUUGGAGAAGCCGCCAAAGCAGGACAAGCCCAAACGUGAUCCGGAGGCCUCCGCUGCCCGAGUAGAGCCUGGAGAUGCUGCAUUCGGCGGGGCCUUUCGCACGAAGAUCGAAGAUUUCCACAAGAGCAAACAGUUGAUGCUUCGUGGGUGGUGUGAUAUCCAUGGGAUUGAAUUGCCGCAGGACUAUUUCACAAAUCCUUCUGCCAAGGAGAUCCAGGCACCACGAUGGAUGAGUGCUGGACCACUGACCGAAGAAAGGCGGCGACUGCGUCGUCAAUUGAUGGUGCUGUUAUACGUUGAGUUUCUGUUGUACCUCAUGGCCAAACGAGUUCACGCUCUGAUACUCGUUGCGGACGAGCUAAGGGCCUCUGGGAAAUUAAGUCAUUCGAGAUUGAUCGUACCAGGCUUCAAGAGACUACGCAAGUGGGUUCGAUCUUCGCUAUUUCACAGCCAGGAAGGCCACGAGGAAGAUACCAUGGACUUCAACGACCACACAACGAACGUGGAGCUGGGUCAAGCCUUCAAGAAGAGGAAAGAUCCUGAGCACCUCGAACCACAGACGACGUGGGAACGCCUCACAGACCAUUUGCGCGCCAUACCACGCUUCUUCGGGUCGCCAGCUUCGCAUUUCGGCUUUCGGGUGGCAGUGGCAGUCAUGUCUCUGGCCAUCAUCAAUUACCUCCAUCCCACGCAAGUCUUUUUCACCGAGCAGCGACUGUUCUGGGCGCAGAUCAUGACCUCGAUUGGCAUGACCCCGUCCUCGGGGCAAGCUCUAAGGACAUUCAUUUUGCGAGUCAUUGGCACUUUCAUGGCCAUGAUCCUGGCUCUAAUCGCCUACUACGUUGUUGAUGGACAUGUUGCUGGUGUUCUUGUGUUCUUCUUCGUUUUCCUCCACAUCGGGAACUAUAUCAUUCUCACGCGGCCUAAGCUCAUUCCUAUCGGCAUUAUCUCACAAGUCACCAUCACCCUCAUCAUCGGCUAUGAGCUUCAAGUGCGGAAGAUUGGUGUUCAAGCGGCAACGAGCAACGGCCAGGCCUACUAUCCCAUUUGGCAGCUGGGCCUGAUUCGGUUAGCGACUGUCGUCGGUGGUCUCUUCCUGGCCUACAUCUUCUCUAUCUUCCCAUACCCAAUCACGGAGCAUUCUCAACUCAGGAAGAACCUAGGAUCCUGCCUCUACCUGACGGCGAAUUACUACUCAGUCGUGCACGAGACAGUCCAGGUGCGGCUUGCAGGUGCAGAAGGCGACACGACUGCAAAGGGUAGUCCCGGUCACCAACUGGAGAAGAACCGACAGAGGAUAUUCGCCAAAUGUCAGGCCCUACUGGGCGGCCUCAGAACUCAAAGCGGCUUCGUAAAAUACGACAUACCGAUAGGGGGCAAAUUUCCGUCAGAGCUCUACACUCAGAUAACGUCUGAUCUGCAGAGCGUGACGAACUACAUCUCCUUGAUCAGCGUCGCUUCUUCUGCGUUCGCCGAGUUGCAGUACGACAGCAACGAGAUGUCGGGCUCGGAGUGGCUGCGAAACUUCCGUCGGAUCAUGGGAGAGGCAAAGCUGACUUCUCAGACGGUCACAACUCUGCUGGCCUUGCUCUCGGCGUCUGUAACGAGUGGGAAUCCUCUCCCGCCGUAUGUGCGACUGCCAGAGCCUUACUUGUUGAGCGAACGGUUGGAUGCGAUCGAUACAGACAUCUUGAGCGUUCGGCACAUUGCAGAGCCUGGCUAUGCUUCGUUCGCGGUCAUACAGAUCGGUACCAAGUGCCUGGUCGACGAUCUGAAAAAGCUUUUGCGAGGCGUGAAGCAGCUGGUCGGCGAGCUUGACUUUUCAUACCAUGUGGUCAACACUGCUGAUCAGUCCAGAGCCGGUUCGAGAGAGGCGCUGUUCUUCAAUGCGCCGGCUGGGAAUGAUCGAUCGGAUGGCAAGAUGGAAUGA
Messenger RNA from Saxophila tyrrhenica, 3213 nucleotides. RefSeq lists its product as uncharacterized. NCBI's taxonomy places the organism in Eukaryota, Fungi, Ascomycota, Dothideomycetes, Mycosphaerellales, Extremaceae. The record is from RefSeq and is a predicted model, not a curated record. The transcript has 2 exons. The coding region runs from base 1 to 3213 and encodes 1070 amino acids.